Phycodurus eques (leafy seadragon) is the source of this 1771-nucleotide messenger RNA. It is a transcript of the gene mafbb, whose product is annotated as v-maf avian musculoaponeurotic fibrosarcoma oncogene homolog Bb. The record is from RefSeq and is a predicted model, not a curated record. Gene Ontology annotation, biological process: regulation of transcription by RNA polymerase II. NCBI's taxonomy places the organism in Eukaryota, Metazoa, Chordata, Actinopteri, Syngnathiformes, Syngnathidae. The transcript has a single exon. Gene Ontology annotation, molecular function: DNA-binding transcription factor activity, RNA polymerase II-specific; RNA polymerase II cis-regulatory region sequence-specific DNA binding. Bases 284 to 1189 code for a protein of 301 amino acids. Gene Ontology annotation, cellular component: nucleus.
ACUAACUGUGCACUGGUUCUUUGCUCAGUUCGACGGCGUGUGCGUCUGUCCUCAAGUACGAGUGGAGCUUCGCUUAGUUACAGUUGGAUGCCGCAUGGAAUCGGGUUUCCCUUGUGAGCGGAAAUCUCAUUUUUAUGAAGUCUUUUUUUUUUUUUUUUUUUUUUACGGGGCAGCGAGUGCGUUUUCAGCGAGCGCAUGAACUAGUUGCGGACAUUUACGAGACGAUCCAAAGGUGAAGAUUAGCACCGAGACGCGCUCGCAUUCGGGAGUGCAGAAACCCCUCAUGAAUUUCGUCGGCGACUUCGACUUGAUGAAGUUGGGCGUGAAAAAGGAGACGAUGCAGGCGAUAGAGCGCUCCCUCCUGGGGCCGUGCAACCAGCUCCACAGACCCGACUCGGUGUCCUCCACCCCCGGGAGCACACCUGCCAACUCGAUGCCCUCCUCGCCGAACCUCCCCCCAAACGAGCUGCGAAAUAACCCCGAGGACCCGUUUUGGAUAGCUAACAACGGCGGUUACCCUCACCCGCAAAUGUAUCCCCAAGCUUUUGGGCUGACCCCCGAGGACGCAGUCGAAGCGCUCAUCGGGGCCACAACGCAGCAGGGCCAUCCGCAGCCACCCUUCCCGGUUGAGUACGAAGGCUACAACCAGCUCGGCGAGACUGCGCAUCACUACUCGGAGCUCUCGGCGCCCCCGCAAAUGCUCCCGGGCAGCCACUGCCAAGACCCCUAUCUCAAGAACGACAUGGGCGGCGCCUCCCCAAAGUCUCCUGAGCAGGUCAGCGGGGCGCACCAUACCCAUGCCCACCUUCAGGGGCAGCACAGGCGAAACAACGCCGAGUACCACUUCUCAGACGACCAGCUGGUGUCCAUGUCGGUCAGGGAGCUCAAUCGGCUCCUCCGGGGCCUCAGUAAGGACGAAGUCAUGCGCCUCAAGCAGAAGCGGCGAACCCUGAAAAACCGAGGCUACGCACAAUCGUGCCGCUACAAGCGCGUCCAGCAGAAACACGUCUUGGAGCACGAGAAGACCAGCCUGGUGUCCCAGGUCGAGCAGCUCAAGCACGAACUGAACAGGCUGGUCCGGGAGAGGGAUGCGUACAAACUUAAAUGCGAGAAACUGUCCGGUGCAAACUGUUACCACGAAACCGGCUCAACCAGUGACAACCCUUCCUCGCCCGAGUAUUUAAUGUGAGGUGUCGAUUCUCCGCAAGAACCGAACUGUCGCUACUUUUCAAUAACCAGCAGGCAACUUUGCUUUGUAAACAAUCACUUCUUCCUCGUUUAAUUCAUGUAAGACUGAAAUAUAGCAAAUGAUAGUAGAGCGAUUCAACAAGUGGUGAAUGAAGACGCCCAAUGAGACAUGCAUGCAGGACAUGUGUGAGCAGUUUAUAGAGACAUAUCUGCAUUUUGUGUGAAAUUACGUCAUUGAAAUCACCCCCUGCAGUUUCUUUUGAUUCAUUUUAUUUCAUUUAUAUAUAUAUAUAUAUAUAUAUAUAUAUAUAUAUCCCAAAAAAUUUGUUUGGUUUAGAUUUUUUUAAUUACCACUUCUUUUGAGUUUCUGUUUAUUAAAAUACUCAUUGAAGACAAUGAUGCUAGUUUUCUCUGCAGCAUUAUUUUUUACUGAGCUGAUUCUGCUGGGCAGACGUCUUCUUUACUUGCUUGUCUUUUUUUCUUUCUUUUUUUAAAGAAAACACAAUUAUGCAAAUUGUUUUUGUUCUUCGAGUACAGUACUGUGGAUCAAUAAAACUAUUGUGACUUUUUAUAUAUCAUCUCA